This is a messenger RNA of Spirodela intermedia, 3242 nucleotides long. NCBI's taxonomy places the organism in Eukaryota, Viridiplantae, Streptophyta, Magnoliopsida, Alismatales, Araceae. The record is from the annotation of a GenBank genome assembly.
AUGGCAGCAGGUCAACAGCAAGCGGUGGGACGGCAGUUCUUGGUAUUUUCUUCUCUCCAUUCUUCUCCUCUUCAUCUACCUUUUAUCCUCACAGUCUGAAGUGCGUCAUCUUAGCCUCAACUAGCCUGCUCCAAGAGGCACCAUUGGAUGAAGUUACACAUUUCUCACACUAGCACUGAUAGACUGUAAGAACCAUGCUACUAGGUUCUUAUAUUUUGGGUCCCUGAUUGUUAUGCUUGAGGUUACAUCAAUAGAGUUCUUUACUACCAAGCUUGUAAUCAUCAAGGCCAGAGGCUUCAAUUUGAUCAGAUGAAGUCAUUCCCACGUAUGGGUAUUGGUGUUUAUCUAGACCAUUGCAACGUACAUGAUCAGAGCAGACAACAUUCAUGAUUUUGGCUCCAUGAUAAUGUGAUGCCAGAUGAAAGUUGAAAAAAUUCUUGUGAAACCCUUAGAUUUUUGUAUUAUAAGUUCCACCUGAUCCCCUGGUUGAUGUGCUAUAUAAGGGUGUUUGGCAUGGUAGUGUAUUUGCACAGUUUUAUAUUGUCUAAAAUCAACAGCGAGUGGAUGGUCUGAGGUGAACAUGUCCGUGGUGUUCUUUAUGGUUUGAGAAAAUGGUGCACUACUUCUUUUAUUUGAAAGAUUUUUUUUUCUUUUAUUUGUGAAAAUUGAGGUUUUAUUUUUGGAUACCAUAGUGUUCCUUUCAUUAACACCUACCUUUAUUUUCUUUUCCUUAGCAGGUGCAGCUGAAAGCAAUAGUAUUGCUCAGAAGUUUGGGUUUAAAAAGAUAUCAGAGGAAGUCAUAGAUGAAUGCAAGUCAACUGCAGUUCUAUAUGAACACUUGAAAACAGGCACUGAAAUUAUGUCAUUAACAAAUGACGAUGAAAACAAGGUUUUUGGCAUUGUUUUCCGGACUCCGCCGUAAGGAUUAGAUUGCUGAUUUUCUUUUUUUCUUCUCCCCUUCCCCUCUUUUAUGUAAUAUUUUGUCAUGUACAUUAAUGUCUGCUAUGGUCUAAGUUUAGGUUCUACCUCAUUUUUUUUUCUGUGAUCAAUGUGCCUACAAAGUACAUGGAUUCCUAUUUUGAUUGAGUGGAAGUGCAUCAUCAUUUCAGAUGAAUAUACAUUAUCUGUGUCCUUAUGUUCUUUGUUCUCUUACGGGAUUUAGUAGAUGUUCCUGAUAGAGUUAUCAAAAUUAAUCUCUAAAGUGCCCUGCACUUGAAAAUAAACUGUGAGACAAUCAGCAGUAGUCAUGAUCUUGCCUUCUUUGAUGUAUCUUUGGUUAGGUCUGUGGAGGACAUGAUGUUGAUGUUGAUAGUUACACCUUGUUUGAUAUCGGAGAUUGAUGUUCAUUCUCAUAUUUAAUUUGACAUCUAGGACCAUGAAAAAGUUAGAUUAGUGAAGAUUCAUCAAACAAUGAAAACAUUAAAAAAUACAUACAUGACAGAACCAUUGAUUACUGAUACUACAUUGUUCUUUACUUUUGCCUAACCUUGAAUCUGAGGGUUAUUGAAUGGUUAUUAACAUGGAGUGUUUUUUAAUAUUAGCUCUAGCUAACAAGAAUGCUCUAAUUAUUUUUGUUAGAAUCAAAAGUGAGUAUAAGUGGAGGGAACACUAUGAAAGGUAAGUUGUUUCUGCCAACUAUACAGAGAGAAAUAACAUUCAGCACAAAGACUAAAAAAUUGAAAAGAGUACUGUAAAUAAAUUAUCUUAAUAAAUAUGAAAUCAUUAACUUGAGAUAGAACUAUUCUAUUGUAAUACUUGGGUUUCUAGUUAGCACUCAUCUCUAUCAAUUUAUGGAUAUGAAUUUUAUUACAUUAAAAUCUAUUUUUUUCUAUUACAGAUUACUUGUGUUUCCCCUAAAAUGGAGAGGCUAAUUGAGAAUGAGGGUUGGAAGUCUACCUCUCUACCAAUCCAGUUGUUCUCAUUCAAUGUGGAAGAAAGAUUAUUUUUAGUGACAUACAUUUGUGGAGGUCGAAAUGGGAAAGAGGAGGCCUCCUUAUGCUCCAUCACUUACAGUCACUGUAAAGGUAAGCACUGGGCAAUAGGUGGUGAUGGGUGAGUUUUUUCUAGGGAUAGGACUAGAACUUGUUAUCUAGGCUUAAUAGAAGCCUUUGGAUCAUUAGUCAUCUAAGUACAUGUUCUCAUGAGCUCUAGAGAAGCCACUCCAAAAAGUACUGAUCCAAAAAGUCUAGCCCUUUUUGAAGAGAAUGCCGCCUGAAGAAUGCAGGCCUUUGGACUAUUGUGAAUGUUUGGAGCUGUCAGAUACUUAGACAGCCUUGUUCAGUAGAAAGAGUUCUCUAUUUCCAUUGAAAAAUAUAGAGAGAGUUGGAGAUGGCCCUUCGUUGAGUGGAAAGGAAAACCUCUAGGAUCUUGGGACUGUUGGAUGACUAGCUUAGCAGAGCAUUUCGUGUUAUAGACUACAUAGAUGUUGUACUAGGCUGUUUUGUGAGCAUCCUGAAAAUUAAAAAAAUUACAUCUUUCUCGCAAGAAAUUUCACAGAAAAGGUAUUUUCAAGGAAAAAGAGCAUUUCUUCAUUGAUGACCAAUGAUGAGGCUAUUUGUCUGCACUUAUUUUUGAUGUGUAGUAUUGACAUUUCGAUUACUACAUUACUAGGUAUAUAUGUUUUCUCAUUCUCUUGAUGUGCAAUGAACUUCUAAUAUCUAAAAUUUAGACUUGUGAACUUUUGUUUGUGACCAGAUAUGUGACAUGUUAACUUUUCCACUGCUACUGUAAUCGUGUGUUGAAAUAUCUUGAUUCCCUACACGAAUCAGAUUAGUAGGAUGCAGCAUUAACUUUGUAUAUCAUGCUUAAUCUAGGAAGGACUCUACUGGGAUACCUCACAUUCUAGAACAUAGGAUAUUGUGUGGUUCAAAGAAGUACCCUUUGAAAGAGCCUUUUGUUGAGUUAUUGAAAAGCAACUUGCAUACUUUUCUAAAUGCAUUCACCUAUCCUAACAGAACUUGCUUUCCAGCUGCUUCUACAAAUUUGAAGGUGAAUAUGGAUGCUGGUAUUGUGCUUAUCAAUAUUUUUCUCUGAUUCUGUUAUAACUAUGUGGUUCGACUUUUUCUGUACUUUCACUUAGAUUCAAAGCUUUUCUCCAAGAUUUCUACAAUUUGGUUGAUGUGUACCUAGAUGCUGUCUUCUUUCCAAAAUGUGUGGAGGACUUUCAAAUAUUUCAACAGGAGGGAUGGCAUUAUGAGCUUAAUGAUCCCUCUGAGGAGAUAUCCUUUAAAAGUAGUAUAUAA